GGCUAAAAUGUGACGUUUUUGCUUGAAAAUAUUUUCGUUUUGCUUUUACACUUUCUUUGCCAAUUGUCAGAAGUUUUACUCUACUGCUGUCAGGCAUUACGUUAACUAUUCUGUGCACGCUAAAUAUUCACAACGACUAAGUAAACUAAAAAAAACGAAUAUUUUACGAAAAUGCAGCCUGUAAAAGUGAUAUUUUCGAGCGUUGCACGUCGUGCUUUUUCAACAUCACCCAAAACCCUUGCGGCGAAGCAGAUUACCGUACGUGAAGCUUUAAAUACCGCCCUGGAUGAAGAGAUGACACGCGACGACCGAGUAUUUCUAAUGGGUGAAGAGGUCGCUCAAUACGAUGGUGCCUAUAAGGUGUCACGAGGCCUUUGGAAGAAAUAUGGUGACCAUCGCGUAGUAGACACACCGAUUACAGAAAUGGGUUUUGCCGGUAUUGCUGUAGGGGCUGCUAUGGCGGGCUUGCGCCCAAUUUGCGAAUUCAUGACCUUUAACUUUUCCAUGCAAGCCAUUGAUCAUGUAAUAAACUCCGCAGCAAAGACAUUUUACAUGUCUGCCGGUAGAGUCAAUGUGCCGAUAGUUUUUCGUGGCCCUAACGGUGCUGCUGCUGGUGUGGCAGCUCAACAUUCCCAAUGUUUUGCUGCCUGGUAUGCCCACUGUCCCGGUUUAAAGGUUAUAUCACCUUACGACAGUGAGGAUGCGCGUGGCUUACUUAAAGCUGCCAUUCGAGAUCCUGAUCCAGUGGUUUGCUUAGAAAAUGAAAUGUUGUACGGUGUUGCAUACCCAGUGGAGGACAAGGUAUUGGACAAAGAUUUUGUAUUGCCUAUUGGUAAGGCUAAAAUCAUGAAGCCUGGCAAUCAUAUAACAUUGGUGGCGCACUCAAGAGCUGUUGAAACAGCAUUAGUAGCUGCCGCCGAACUGGCUAAAAAGGGUAUCGAAGCUGAGGUUAUCAACUUGCGAUCAAUUCGCCCAUUAGAUAUGGACACGAUUUGCCAGUCCGUCAAGAAGACACAUCACCUUGUAACAGUGGAACAAGGCUGGCCACAACAUGGUAUUGGCGCCGAAAUUUGCGCUCGCAUAAUGGAGGACGAAACUUUCUUCCACUUAGAUGCCCCCGUGUGGCGUGUAUGCGGCGUUGAUGUGCCCAUGCCUUAUGCAAAGACCCUGGAAGCAAAUGCUUUGCCACAAGCGCAAAACGUCGUGGAAGCUGUCACCAAAAUUAUUGGACCCAAAAAGCCACAACCCGUGCUAAAGAAGAAGGCAUAAAACCAAAUGCAACUACGUACAUACAACUUAUGCAUACUCAAAAUCGUGGAAUUACCCAUCUUUAAGAUACUGACUUGCAUGUAUUCCAAUAAAUUUAUGUAAAUUUAUAUUGUAUCAAAAAAUAAUUUUGAAUUUAUUUGGAUAAAUUCUUUCACAUAUUAAAUAUAUUUAGCACAUGCAAUUGAUUGUUUUCCAAAGAAAGCGGUUGCACCGUAAUUUACAAAAAAUCGCUUAAAUAAGGAAGAGUAGUAUAUACAUAUAUAUGUAUGCACACGCACACUUAUCAAGUUUGCCGAUUUUAACCAAAUAAGAUAUUUUCAUAUAUUCCCUCCUAAGCCGCUUUUUAUGAACAAAUAACGAGACAAAUAUUUGCAAUUUAGCAAAACUUAGAAAAAAUAAAAACAACAUUUUUGUAUUAUAUGCUUUUAUUCAGUAAUUAAACUUUUUGCAGUCGUAAAAAUCAAAUUGAAUGACUCAUGUACUAGACUGGACCCUUUGGAUCCAUAUACUAUGUAGACAAGAACAUUAAAAGUAGUUUAAGUAGAAACGAACAUUUCUGCACAGUUUUUGCUGCUUAAUUGAUGUUAGAAAAUAUUUCUUUCUUUUUAAUAAUCGCUGUUCAACUAAUUUAUUACAAUUAUAAUAUAAUUUUAAAAUACGAAAAGAUUGGGGGCAAUGAAAAACUAGUACAAAUGCAAUAUAGGGCAAACAAAGUUGACACAAACUAGUUGAUUAGAUUAAAUUUAACUUAUAAAUAGCAAAAAAAAAAAAAAACGCAUGCUUAAAUGCUAGGUAUAAGUUUGUAUUUAUGUAGAGUGGAUUCUUUGCAUAUUGUCUUAUAAUUGCAAAAAACUGUAACUAAAGAUAUAAAUAAAUUAAAUGAUCAUCGAACUGCCGUUGAAACGGACGCAUAA
Bactrocera oleae (olive fruit fly) is the source of this 2183-nucleotide messenger RNA. Lineage: Eukaryota; Metazoa; Arthropoda; Insecta; Diptera; Tephritidae. The record is from RefSeq and is a predicted model, not a curated record.